Messenger RNA from Bacillus rossius redtenbacheri, 1189 nucleotides. It is a transcript of the gene Dysb, whose product is annotated as dysbindin. Bases 325 to 1149 code for a protein of 274 amino acids. The transcript is spliced from 6 exons. Gene Ontology annotation, cellular component: cytoplasm. NCBI's taxonomy places the organism in Eukaryota, Metazoa, Arthropoda, Insecta, Phasmatodea, Bacillidae. Gene Ontology annotation, biological process: negative regulation of protein kinase activity. The record is from RefSeq and is a predicted model, not a curated record.
ACAGCUGUUUGGGAAGUGACAAUACAAAAUACAUUUGUCUUUGCUCUUUGGCUUCUCAGUUGUUUAUAUAUUUUGAGGUUACAUUAUUUUGUAUAUAUAAACAAACAGAAAAAACUUUGGCUUUGGUGGUGUUGUUGUUUGGUCCAUCGCUCUUUUGGGAGGAUCAAAGUUGCCCUUGUGCAUACAAAUGCUCGUUGAUACAAACCCACAGGCAUAGAAUAAAGAGUAGUACAUAGGUAUUUCGGGGAGCGUAAACGGUUCGCUUUCUACAGCGGACACAUUGGUUCUUAUUUAACAUUUUUAGUUUCAACGAAUGCAGAAACGAUGUUUGAAAGUAUUCGAGAUAAAUUUCAAACUGUACAGGAAGGUAUUACGGCUAGUUUCAGAGGCUUGUCGGUGAGGGAGCGUCAGGAGGAGCCGCCCGCGGGCGACCCGUCGGUGAACUACAACGCGGGGGCAGAGCUGCUGCACCACUACCAGACGGAGUGGAGCCAGUUGCACCAGCAGGCGGAGGAGAACGCCAAGGAGGCGGAAAUUGUGGAUGCGCUGAUUGGCCGGCUGCACCAAGGGUUCGAGAAGCAGUGGAAGGACGUCGGCCGUCUGAGCUUGUGCCUGGCGGCUGUCCCCCAGACUCUCAACAGCGUGCAGCAGCUCAUGGAGCAGCUAGGCACCCUGCAGGAACUGUUUGAGGACGUGGAGAGCGCGCUGGUCAGCCUGGAGGACGUCAUCGAGACUCAGGACCUGCAGGAGAAGCAGCUGGAGCACAGGUUCCAGUUCGCGCUCUACAAGGUGAAGAAGCUCGACGAGCUCGACUCCCUCAGAGUGGCGAUGGCGAAGGAGCACUCUGAGAAAGUCAUCCAGCACGAGCUGAAGCAGCAGCAGGUGCUGAAGGAGCGGCAGGAGAUCUUCGAGGAAGCCUUCAUCCAGGACGUCGAGGAGUUUAAGACUUCAGGCAGCGUGCCGAGCAAGGUGGAGACCAAGGGCGCAGGGGCCCCGCCCUCGCUGGAGGAGGUGGUGCUGGACCCAGACCUGGCCGAGCUGGAUGACUUCCUCGGCGAGACGGUAGCCGGAGCCCCGGCCACGCACGACGCGCCCGCCGCUGACGACGACACUCCUGCCCGUUCGCCGUGCGACGCUCACCGAGUGUGACAUUUGUACAUGCAUUUUACUCAUUAAAAUAUACAUUAUA